Oppia nitens is the source of this 1048-nucleotide messenger RNA. RefSeq lists its product as uncharacterized. The transcript is spliced from 2 exons. The record is from RefSeq and is a predicted model, not a curated record. Bases 20 to 1048 code for a protein of 342 amino acids. Lineage: Eukaryota; Metazoa; Arthropoda; Arachnida; Sarcoptiformes; Oppiidae.
UAUAAUUACUUAAAAAAAUAUGAAUUUCCUAUUUGUAUUACUAGUAAUUAUUAUUUUUAAUUAUAUUGAAUGUGAAGACAAAUGUCCGGCCGAUUGGGACACAUAUGACGAUCAGCGAAAAUGUUUGAAAAUAGUCGACGACUCACUACAAACCUAUACCAACUCAAUGGCUACCUGUGCUAAGUUGGCACCGAAUGCAACCCUAUUGACAAUACAUUCAGCCGGGGAACAGGACUUUAUGAAUCAAUAUCUAUAUGUCGACAACAAAUUAGUCGAUACUAUAUGGUUGGGUGGUGUAGUACAGGGUAACAACAAUUUGACCUGGCUAGAUAAUAGCCCAGUUAGCUAUACUAAUUGGUUCCAGGGUCGUCCACAACAACAACAACAACCACACCAGUCGACAAUUAAUUGUGUUGAACAACAAUCCGAGCCGACUACCCUGGGUAAAUGGUAUGAUAUCUAUUGUAAUAAACGUAACCAGGUAGUUUGUCAAUUGAUGCUACCAAAAUUAGCACCACCAAUUGAUGAUGAUACCGAUAAUGCUAAAUUAUUAAAAAUGAUCCAGGCAAUACAAUUAUAUACUGAGAAACUACAACAACAACUACUUGGUCUUGAAACUAAUUACCAAAAUAUUAACAAACAGUUAGCUGUGGUAGGGGUAGUAACUGCCGUUCCCGUGGGAUUUAUCUAUGUACAGUUACCUGGACAACAAUUGCCCAGUCAAUUAUGGCCCGCCGAAUCGGUUAAAUGGCAGGAAAUUACCGCCGAUUAUGAGGGAUUGUUUUUUCGGGUACUGGGCGCUGGUUCGGCACCGUUUGGUCAGCUACAGUCGGCUAACUCGUCCGGUCAAUUGUCAACAAUCCGAUCGAGGUCAUGCUAUACGGGUAACCAUGGUAGCGAAUGCGAUGACUUUAUAACGGAAAUCCCGGAAUCGGGUUGGAGUCCGGAAUUUAUACGAAAAGAUUUCUCGAAUGAUAUGUAUUUCUAUAUGACUUCCGGUGAGAAUCGGCCCCGAAAUACAGCCAUCCGUAUAUUCAAACGUAUUUAA